Molecule: messenger RNA, 1034 nt
Organism: Drosophila elegans
Lineage: Eukaryota; Metazoa; Arthropoda; Insecta; Diptera; Drosophilidae
Product: serine protease grass
Exons: 4
Coding region: 21-908 (295 amino acids)
Biological process (GO): proteolysis
Molecular function (GO): serine-type endopeptidase activity
Source: RefSeq, a predicted model, not a curated record
GGUAGUAUCAGUAUGUGAGAAUGAUUUGUCGCGAACUGAAGAGGGUAAUCGUUGGGGUCGCAGUAAUCUCCUGCCUGUGGCUCCAGGUUCAGGGAAAUGGUCCCAUUCUCCUGGAGGAGAAUUGCGGAGUAGUGCAUCAAUUCGCACAAAGAAUUGUGAAUGGCGUACCUGCAGGGUUGGGAGCUUAUCCAUGGAUGGCCUUUCUGCACACGCCCACCCACUUUAAAUGCGCCGGGUCUCUUAUCAACAACAGGUUCGUUUUGACGGCCGCUCAUUGUUUAAAGGAGGACGCUUUGGAAUUAAUUGUUCGUCUGGGCGAGUAUAACAGAGACACAAGGAUCGACUGUGCGAACCACUACUGCCAGGAUGCCGCCCAGGAGUACGGAGUGGCCUGGGCCAUCAAGCACAAGUUAUUCAAUGAGGAGGACCUGUCCCACGACAUCGCUGUGCUGAUGGUCGACAGGAAUGUGGAGUACUUACCUCACAUCCGGCCCAUCUGCAUUUUCCUGGAUGAGCGAGUGAAGACGCAGGUGGAUGGGUUCAAAUGGUUUACGGCCAGCGGUUGGGGCCUCACCUCCGGGGAGCCCAAUGCCCAGACGAGUCGCAUUCUUCGUGAGCUGAGGAUCAACCGGCGACCCACUGAGGAUUGCAUUAGAGCGCUGAGUCAACGCCUGAUUCCCGAGCAGAUAUGCGCCGGCAACGAUGCAAGUAACUUAUGCCGAGGCGACUCCGGUGGUCCGCAGGGCAGGGUCUUCAAAUACAAUGGCACAGAGCGGUUCACUCAGCUGGGCAUCGCCAGCUACACGACUCCCGGGUGCGUCAAUGUCAGCGUUCUCACGGACGUCAUCAGCUACGGCAAAUGGAUCAAACGGGUGGUGCAGCAUUACACACCCACGAACGAGAUGUAGGAGUCUUCAACUUUUCCCUUAUUUACCAAUUCUACACUAUAUAUAAAUUAAAUAGAAACUGUUUUAAACCUUAUAUUAUAUUUUCCAAGUUAAUUAUAAUAAUAUAUGACAUGGAUUUUAAUAUUA